Messenger RNA from Tarenaya hassleriana, 968 nucleotides. Its product is annotated as U4/U6.U5 small nuclear ribonucleoprotein 27 kDa protein. NCBI's taxonomy places the organism in Eukaryota, Viridiplantae, Streptophyta, Magnoliopsida, Brassicales, Cleomaceae. Gene Ontology annotation, biological process: RNA splicing. Gene Ontology annotation, cellular component: precatalytic spliceosome. Bases 64 to 717 code for a protein of 217 amino acids. The record is from RefSeq and is a predicted model, not a curated record. The transcript has 2 exons.
CCGUUGAAUCUGGUUUAACUUUAAACCCUGAAACCUCCACCGUUUCUCCGCCUCGUCGCCACCAUGUCGGAGCGCGACCGCCACCGCGAACGGGAACGGGAACGGGAACGGGAACGAGAGCGUGAAAGGGAUCGGGACCGAGACCGCGAGCGGGACAGGCGCCGAGACAGAGACGACCGUGACAGAGAGAGGGACAGAGACCGUGAACGAGGGCUGCGGAGCAGGAGGUCUCGAUCUAGGUCUCUGGACCACCAUCCUCGUUUCCGCCAUGCGCGCUCUCCGGAAAGGUUCCGGUCUCGUUCCCGCUCUCCGGACCGUGACCGCCAUCGCCAUCACCGGCGCCGGACUCCCACCCCCGAGGUGCCGUCUCGUAAGCGACAUCGUCAAGAAUCCGUGGACGAUGAGAAGGAGAGGGACCGAAAGCGAGCUGUCUCAGAUUUCGUGGACGAUAUCGUCAAAGAGCAGCAGAAGAAAAAGGAUAAACAAACCGGCGGCGAAAACGCCGAGAAUGAUGACGGGGGCGAGGGAAUGGAUGUAGAUGAGAUUGAGAUGAUGAAGAAGCUAGGGAUUCCGGUUGGAUUCGAUUCGACGAAAGGCAAGCCGGUUCCAGGUGCUGACGUCAGUGGUGUCAGGGCAGUGACAAAGCGACAGCCCAGGCAGUACAUGAACCGCCGAGGAGGUUUCAACCGCCCUUUGCCGGCGGAGCGAAAUCGCUAGCUUCCUAAGAUCCCUUCUUCCUCUGCCGGGUUCCCAGGACACAAGUAACAGCAGUUAAGAAGAUGAUAGUUGUUUGAUAUGAUAUCCUACCCAAUGUGAUCUGUGUUUUGAAGAUUUAAUGUGUUUUGAUUCUUCCCAUCUCCAUUCUGACUUCCCUGAGGAAAAAUAUACUCUUUUGAAUGGAAACAUCUCAUAUCUGUUAGCUCUGUUGAUUUUAGGAUUCAAGAUGCUUAAACAUUGUACAUUUACCA